Dovyalis caffra is the source of this 180-nucleotide messenger RNA. NCBI's taxonomy places the organism in Eukaryota, Viridiplantae, Streptophyta, Magnoliopsida, Malpighiales, Salicaceae. The record is from the annotation of a GenBank genome assembly.
AUGGAUCAUGUGUUGCAGGAUAAGGUUCUGAUGCCCAUUAGUACAGGCAUCGUGAUGAAUAACACUCCUCAAACUGGUGGACCUGGAUUUACAAGGCACAGGAAAUACUAUGAUGUGAUGCUUGAAGGAAACUGGGUAGUGCUUAUGGACAAUGAGAAGAAAGAGGAGUCAUUUGAGUAG